Gongylonema pulchrum is the source of this 204-nucleotide messenger RNA. NCBI's taxonomy places the organism in Eukaryota, Metazoa, Nematoda, Chromadorea, Rhabditida, Gongylonematidae. The record is from the annotation of a GenBank genome assembly.
AUGCGGCUCGAUGCAGCGCAUACUGCUCCAGUUCCGCCAUUCCCACGUCCGUCCACGCUAGUUGUCACACGUCAAAACGAUCGCCAACAGCCCACCGCCGCGCCGCUGCCGCCACAAGAUGGCUGCUGCCUGAAAAAACCUCGUGUGUGCCAGAAGCCCUCAAAGUACUGGUUUAUCGUCAAAAACGCGCGCGAUGAUCUUUGA